Glossina fuscipes is the source of this 630-nucleotide messenger RNA. RefSeq lists its product as uncharacterized. The transcript is spliced from 4 exons. The coding region runs from base 1 to 630 and encodes 209 amino acids. The record is from RefSeq and is a predicted model, not a curated record. NCBI's taxonomy places the organism in Eukaryota, Metazoa, Arthropoda, Insecta, Diptera, Glossinidae.
AUGAGGUUUUUUAUAAUCAGAUCUGUAGGUGUAUUACAUCCCGCUUCGUCUUCUAUAGCCGUAAUUGCAUCAGUUUCCGUUCCUAUCACUGAACUAUUACCUGAACGUAGUUUGUUUAUUGAUUGGUGCUUUCAAAUGUCUUACGAUUUACCUCACUCUCUAUCAUCGUUCUACAACGUACCCAUAUGGCCAAGUAAACAAAACUCUAAACACCAGAAACGCGAAUCAAGUUUUCGCAAUCAAACCCUAUGGUCUCCUUGGGAGAAAUACAACAUGCUAACGUUUACAAAGCGACAUCCAAAUGACUUUACUGCUAACGAACUUUAUCAAGGUAUAGAGGAUAUAAUGAAAAGUUAUGGUUACCAUGAAAAUUGUUUACUACUAAGCAUUUGUGACUUGGCUCAACAUCCGUUCGCCGAUGAUGAUGUAAAUGUAUUGACAAAUAUUUUAACUUUUGUAUUGAGCCCAUCUCUACAUGGACGUCUUGAUCAUCCUAUGCAACUAAAUGUUGAACUGUACGAAGCUGCUGAAUUAAAUGGUCUCCUAGGUAGAAAUUGUCGAGAAAUUUAUUUUCAAUGCAAUUACAAUUUAUUUAAUUCCUUUACAAAAGUCAUAUUUAUGGAUUUAUAA